Tribolium castaneum (red flour beetle) is the source of this 1673-nucleotide messenger RNA. RefSeq lists its product as uncharacterized. The record is from RefSeq and is a predicted model, not a curated record. NCBI's taxonomy places the organism in Eukaryota, Metazoa, Arthropoda, Insecta, Coleoptera, Tenebrionidae. The transcript is spliced from 3 exons. Bases 122 to 1588 code for a protein of 488 amino acids.
CAUACAAUAAAAUGUCAAAUUGUUUGACAAUUAAAAAAGUCAGGUUAAGACUAACCCUUUAUUUUUAUUUCGUAAUUGUUCAGGUUUUUUUAAUUUAAUCUAUGUAUAAAAUGUGUUAAAAAUGGAUGAUAACUUAGACGACUACGACUUUACCCCUUCGUCUAGUUCAAAUUUGGCUUCAUUAUUUGGCAAUAAUUCACCACAUUCCGAAACCGCUAGCCUCAUAUACACUGCCCCCAAACAACCAAAGGCUGGAGGUAGUUCCGAAGUAAAAAACGAGGCCCCAAAGGCAGAAAGCAGUGUUGUUUGUGCAAAAGUCGUCCAAGUUUGGAAAUUAGUUGAGGGUAAAUACCAAGCGUUGGGCAAAUAUGGCCUUGCUGUUAUUGGAUCAACAGUUCAAAAUUCCUAUGAAAUUAUUUUGUAUAAAGAAAAGCGUAAUGUGAUAAUGAGGGCUAAAGUAUCGUCUAGUUUUGAAGUGAACUUAAAGAAGGACGAUUUUGCUUCGUUUUACGACAAUAUUCAAGAGAACUGGUUGAUCAAAUUUAACAAUAAUGAUGACCGUAUGGCUGUUAUGAACGUUAUUGAAAAGUUCGGGUGUGUUGUAAAUCGUGUAGUUGAAAAACAAGACCUCAAAACUGAAAAAACUGAUGAAGUUGUAACGCCGGAAAAUAAAGCUAAGGCUGAUAUAUUGUCAAGAAUUGCCAAAAUGGGGCAGUCUAUUUUACCGAAUAAAGACUUAGAUACAGAUAAUGAUUCUGUUGAAAGUGCAGACAGUACAGUAUCCACCCACCAAGUCAGCUCAACAUCAGCUGUUAUCAAGACUUCACAUCAAAUUCAAAACGUUCCAAAUAAUUUUGUUAUGAGUCAACCGAUGGUUUACGACCCUUUAAAUUUGUUGUUUGCUGAAAACCGUGCACAAAAUAGUGAAGUCAGGUUAAAUUUAUCGCAAAUUUCGGACAAAUUAAAUCAGAUUAUUAGUUUGGUUGACUCAGAUAAGCCCAGUGACAACUCAAAUAGCUUGAAAAGUAGACUCAAAGUGUUGGAGUUGCGUAAUGAAAACUUGUUGAGGGAAUUGGGAUCAAGUCAGGAAGAAAACGCAAAACUCAAAUUACAAUUGAAGGAACACGAAAGUAAUUUGAAGAGUGAGGAAGAGAAUAAACUGGAAUUGAGGCUUUUGGAGGAACAAGAAACCGUCAAACGAGAGAAAUUGGAAAAAGAAAUUUGUGCACACAAGGACGAAAUCGCUGCCCUUUCUAAAACCGUGGAGAAACAAAUAGAAGAAAUUGAGGCUUGCAAGCAGUCAGAAUUAGCUCAGAAAGUUGAAAUUUCACGCCUCGAAAAUACCAUUUCUGAUUUGAACACAAAAUUGCAAGGUUAUGAGAAUAAGGAAGCAAGACCAGAAAUUUGUGAGGAAAAAAAUGCGAAAUUUAUUGCGUCACUCAAGGAUGCGAUGAAUAAUAUGUACGCAAAUAUUAUGUCAAGUUGCAGCGAAGAUCAGCAAACCGAAAUCGGCAAAAUUGUUGCCCAAAACAUCAAAACCACGACACUACAAAUAAUUCAAAAUUUCCAACAAGAGUAUGAAAGUUAGACUGAGGGAAAAUAAUCAUUUCCAAUUAUUUGUGAUACGUAUUAUAUUCGUUAAAAAAUACUACAAAAUAAACAAUUCAAAUGCA